Messenger RNA from Pleuronectes platessa (European plaice), 1188 nucleotides. Its product is annotated as hepatocyte nuclear factor 3-beta-like. Gene Ontology annotation, molecular function: protein domain specific binding; transcription factor binding; RNA polymerase II cis-regulatory region sequence-specific DNA binding. The coding region runs from base 1 to 1188 and encodes 395 amino acids. Gene Ontology annotation, biological process: cell differentiation; regulation of transcription by RNA polymerase II; anatomical structure morphogenesis. The transcript is spliced from 2 exons. The record is from RefSeq and is a predicted model, not a curated record. NCBI's taxonomy places the organism in Eukaryota, Metazoa, Chordata, Actinopteri, Pleuronectiformes, Pleuronectidae.
AUGCUGAGCGCUUUUAAGAUGGAGGCGCACGAUCACCCGGACUGGAGCGGCAGCAGCUACUACGGAGAGACCGAGUGUUACAUGAACUCUGGUUUGUCCAUGAACUCCAUGAGCGGCUACAUGAGCGCGCCUGGCAUGACCGGCCCCGGCCCCAUGAACGCGCCCUACGCGAACCCGGUGGGGGGGAGCCACUCGUCGGUACCGGGCGGGAUGUGUCAGAGCCCCGGGGCCGCGGUGCACCCUGGAGCCGGGAUGGCCCCGGGCCUGGGCUCCCUCAGCCCGCCGCCGUACGGCAGCAUGAUGAGCCCGGGCUACGGGCAGGCCUGCAGCCUCCGGGCCCGGGAGCCCAAGCCCUACCGGAGGAGCUACACGCACGCGAAGCCUCCGUACUCGUACAUCUCCCUGAUCACCAUGGCCAUCCAGCAGGCCGCCUCCAAGCGGCUGACCCUGAACGAGAUCUACCAGUGGAUCACCGACCUGUUCCCGUUCUACCGGCAGAACCAGCAGCGCUGGCAGAACUCCAUCCGCCACUCGCUGUCCUUCAACGACUGCUUCAUCAAGGUGCCGCGGUCCCCGGAGCGGCCGGGCAAGGGCUCGUUCUGGGCCCUGCACCCGGACUCCGGCAACAUGUUCGAGAACGGCUGCUACCUGCGGCGGCAGAAGCGCUUCAAGACCGGGAGGAGGCCCGGGGGGCCCGGGGCUGGGGCCGGGGCUGGGACCGGGGCCGCGGGGAGGCCCGGCUCGGAGGGCGGCUCGGUCACCAGCACCAGUCCCGGGUCGGACUCCCAGCUCUCCCCGGCCUGCUCCUCCUCUCCCGCGGCCUCAGAGGUGAAGAGCUCCGGGGUCAAAGCUCACCUGCCCUCCAGCCCCGUGCGCGUGCCCUCCCCUCUCGCGCACACGCAGCAGCUGUUCUCCCAUCAUCACCAUCACGCGCUGCUGAUGCACGAGGCCGCUCACCUGAAACCAGACCCCCACCACCACCACCAGCACCACCCCCAGCACCACCCCCCCUACCCGUCCUUCAACCACCCGUUCUCCAUCAACAACCUCAUGUCCGAGCCGCAGUACGUCGGGUACGGCUGCCCGGUGUCCGCGGCCCCGCUGGGGGCCACCAAGCCGGGCAUGGAGCCCCCCCACACCGACCCCAGCUACUACCACAGCGUGUACAGACCCAUCAUGAACUCAUGA